UUGUCUUUUUUGGUACCCGGGAUGGAUCUCACGACUGCCUGCUUGCAAGGCAGGCACUUAUGCCACUGAGCUAAAUCUCCUGUCCUGUCUUUCUUAAUUUAUGUUUACACUUACAUUUUCUAAUAAAAACUAUAGUAUAUUCUGUUGACAUUUCAAAUUAUCGUUUGUUAAUUUUCCUUACUAUUCAGGUUAAUUUUGUCUGAAAUGUUUCCUAAAUACAGUCUGAGAAGUUAGGGGUAAUUCUCUAAGUAGUAAGUUGUGAAAAGGGAUAUUUUCUAUGAUCUCUAAGAGCAAUUCCUUAGGUAUUUUUCCACUGUAGUUUUUUAUUUGGGUGUUGACCUUUUAGGCUUUCUGCAGGACUCAAGCUUUAGAGACAAUGUAGAAAUGAAGUAGGGUUAACCAGUAGGAAAACCAGUGAAUUAUAGCAUUGAAUGACAAUUUCUGUGUGAACAUCCAUAUGGAUGUAGAAUAAGUAAGUGAUUGGUAAACAAGACAUGAAGUAAACAUUAGUAGCAGCUUUUUUUUUUUUUAACCGGGAAUCUAACUUGUGACCUCGCACUUGCCAGGGGCAGGUGUUUAUGCUGCUGAGGCAAAUCCCUGGCCCUAAUGUCGGCUUUUUAUGAAUAGAUUUCAGAUGCUUCAUAUUGUUGUGAAUCUCACUCUUCUUUUUGGAAAUAUAUGUCUAAUGACUUAGGAGGCAGUGACCUUUGAGGAUGUAGCUAUGACCUUCACCAUGGAGGAGUGGGCUUUACUGGAUCCAUCCCGAAAGAAGCUGUUCAGAGAUGUGAUGUGGGAAACCUUUAGGAACGUGUCUGCUGUAGUGGAAACCAGGAUGAUGAGCAAAUUGAAGAUGAGUACAAAAGUUGCCAAAGAAAUCUAAGAAGUGACAAGGUGAAGAAAUGGCAUCAGUUUCUCUCAUGGUUUCCUGAAGAAAUGGUUUGCUGGUCUCCAGAUGGUAAUGUGUACAUGAAAGCAGUCGGUAUGAAACCAGGUAAAAGCUUUUCCUGUGGAAAGCCCUUGAUUGGUCACUCAUCAGCAAAGGUGCACAUCCUAGCUAACACUGAACUCAAAGCGUGUGAGUGUCAGGGACUUCAGGAAAAGCUGUCUAACUGUAGCAAACAUGAGGAAGCCUGCACUGAAUUGCAGUCCUUUCAGAAGCAUGCUAAGACAGCUCCUAUAGCAAAAGCCUAUAAAUAUAAGCAAAGUGAAAAAUUGUACUCUAAUUGCACUGAAGGAACUAACAUAGAAGAGAAGUCCUUUGAAUGUAAGCAAGAUAUAAAAGCCGUUAGUACACUCCACUGCGUUGAAAUUCAAGAAGGAAAUCACAGUAGAGUUGCUACACAUGUAUGUACGCAAUGUGGAAAAUAUUUUAAUUCUCACCAUGAUGUUCAGAUACAUGAAAAGACUCACACUCAGAUGAAACACUAUGUAUGUAAGCAGUGUGGGAAAGCUUUCAGCAGACAGUUUGCUUUUCAAAACCAUGAAAGAAUUCACAAUGGGGAAAAAUCCUGCAUAUGUAAGCAAUGUGGGAAAGCUUUUGGCACAAGCACUCAGUGUAGAGCACAUGAAAAGAUUCACACUGGGGAGAAACUAUAUAUGUAUACAUUGUAGCAAAGCUUUUUGCACAGGUAAUAAUUGUAAAGAACAUGAAAGAAUUCAUACUGGAGAGAAACCGUAUGUAUGUGAGCAUUGUGGGAAAGCAUUUAGUACACAGAAGUCUUGGCAAGUACAUGAAAGAACGCACAGUGGAGAAGAACCUUACGUAUGUAAGCAAUGUGGAAAAGCUUUUGUCACACAUGUUCGAUGUUAAAUACAUGAAAUAAUUCACACUGGGAGAAACCCUAUAUGUGUAAGCAAUGUGGAAAAGCUUUUGGCACAAACACUCAGUGCAGAACACAUGAAAGGAUUCACACUGGGAAGAAACCCUAUGUGUGUAAACAGUGUGGAAAAGCAUUCGGUACACAGGGUCAUUGUAAAGUACACGAAAGAAUUCACACUGGAGAAAAACCCUAUGUGUGUGAGCAAUGUGGGAAAGCAUUUAAUACCCAGGGAUCUUGGCAAAUACAUGAAAAAACUCAGACUGGAGAAAAACCUUAUAUAUGUAAGCAAUGUGGGAAAGCAUUCAGUGUACAAAGUUAUUGUCAAAAACAUGAAAGACGUCACACUGGGGAGAAAUGUUAUGUGUGUAAACAGUGUGGGAAAGCUUUUAUCACAUGUAGUAGGCGUCAAAUACAUGAAAGAAUUCACAAUGGGGAGAAACCCUAUGUGUGUAAGCAAUGUGGAAAAAGCUUUUGGCACAAACACUCAGUGCAGAACACAUGAAAGAAUUCACACUGGGGAGAAACCCUAUGUGUGUAAACCGUGUGGAAAAGCAUUUGGUACACAGGGUCAUUGUAAAGUACAUGAAAGAAUUCACACUGGAGAGAAACCCUAUGUGUGUGAGCAUUGUGGGAAAGCAUUUAAUACCCAGGGAUCUUGGCAAAUGCAUGAAAGAACUCACACUGGAGAAAAACCUUAUAUAUGUAAGCAAUGUGGGAAAGCAUUCAGUGCACAAAGUUAUUGUCAAAAACAUGAAAGACGUCACACUGAGGAGAAAUGUUAUGUGUGUAAACAGUGUGGGAAAGCUUUUAUCACACGUAGUAGGUGUCAAAUACAUGAAAGAAUUCACACUGGGGAGAAACCCUAUCUAUGUAAGCAGUGUGGGAAAGCUUUUGGCACAAAUGCUCACUGCAGAACACAUGAAAGAACUCACACUGGGGAGAAACCUUAUGUAUGUGAGCAAUGUGGGAAAGCAUUUAGUGCCCAAAGGUCUUGUCAAGUGCAUGAGAGAUCUCACACUGGUGAGAAGCCUUAUGUAUGUGAGCAAUGUGGAAAAGCUUUCAGUGCACAAAGUUAUUGUCAAAAACAUGAAAGAAUUCACACUAGGAAGAAACACUAUGUGUGUAAGCAGUGUGGGAAAGCUUUUGGCUCACUCUGUUACUACAAAAGACAUGAAAGAGUUCACACUGGGUUGAAACUCUGUAUGUAGUAUUGUGAGAAAGCUUUCAUGCACAAAGUAAUUUUCAAAAUCAUGGAAGAAUUCAUACUGAAGGGAGACUCUUUGUAUGUAGCAUGUUUGAUAUUGUAUUCCCAAUCCGCUGUAGUUGUGAAAAUCAUGAAAGAGCUCCCAUUGCUGAGAAACAGUAUGUAAGUGAUGUGAGAUAGCUUUCAACACGUAGUAAUUGAGAAAUACCUAAAACAUUACAUUGGGGAAAAAUUCUAUUUACAUAGCAAUAUUGGGAUACAUUCGUUACACACCAGUGUCAUCAAUUACAUGAAAACAAUCACUGAAAAAUAUAUAGCAAUCAUCCUAAGCAAUGUGAAGACUUCAGGUAUUCUAGUAAGCAUUAUAAACAUUAAAAAAUAAGAAACUGUGAAUAUAUAAAAUGCUGUGCAAUAACAUGAAAAGAUUCACAGUGGAGGAAAUACCUUUUUCUAUAAGCAAUGUAAAACAAAAAUCAAGGUACCUAGGUAUAAUUAGAUGAAAGAAUUAAUGAGUGAGAAUCUGAAAAUAUGUGAGCCAUGUGGGAAAUGAUUUAUCUCAAUGCAAUUACUCUAUAAAAUAAUUUACAUGGCAGCAAAGCCAUAUGUCUGUUGUCAAAUUUGGUAAAUUACUCAAUUGAACUCACACUAAAGGAAAUAUACAGAUGAGGUGAGAAAUAUCUUGUGCUUCCCAUCACAUCAGAACACAUACGGAAACUUUCACUGAGAGUUUGUGCUUUCACAGAGUGUGAGAAGUCAUUUUUCUAUGAUCUUUCUUGGAAACAUGGCCCUGGCUAGAGGAGAAACUCAUAUCAAUGUAUAUUUGUGGAAACACCAACACCCAUUUUGAUGUUAUUUAUAUUACAUAUUGUGAGAAAACAGUAUAAGGGUUGUACACAAGUCUUUUUUUUGUUUGUUUUUGCAAUCUGGAACAGCUUUGAAGUACACAAGUCUUGAGUUGUCCAAAAUGUAACAGUGCAUAUAGGAUCUGUGAAUGCACAAUGUCAGUUAAAGAUCAUUAAUUUCAAAACCUUUUGAAAAAUUGUCCCAUAGUAAAAAACGUAUGUAAGUCUUAUAAAAAUAUGAUGUCAAUUAUUUCUCCAGAAAAUAUACAACCAGCUGAGAUAUCUUAAAUAUAAACAUAGUACAUUCACUCUUAAAAUUAGCUCCUUGGAUUAAAGAUAUGUAAGUGCACAUUUAAAAUUGAGUGUUGUGGUCACAUAAUUCUUUGUGUUCUUUAAGCAAUAAUAUGGAAGUUUAAUAUUGUCUUUUAAUCAAAUUAAGUGACAAGUUUUUAUUUAUUUUUCAGCAAGCUAGAUCCACAGGUGAAUUGAAUUAUAUUUCUUAUAUUUCAGUAAGGCUCAGUAUGUCUGUAGGUUAUUUUUUGUUUCAUUGUUUUUAAUAAUUAUGAUGUAAUAUACUAGAACCAAUUUUUUGUUAAAUUUCAUCUUCCCAUUAGCUUCUAUUGAAAAGUUUGGUGUAUAUUAUCAAUUUUUCCAUUGUUGUAGCAAAAGAAUUUUUAAUUGGAUUUUAUACUUUACAAGUAUAAUGCAUAGUUUAAGAAGUUUCUGUAUAUAUGUCCACAUAGAAUUUGAUAGUUUCCAAACAACUUGCACUCUAGCAAAUGUCAUGUUUUCUAUAUUUUAAGAAGGUAUCUGUAUAUAUCCCAACAUAAUUACAGGUUGAAGUAAAAGCUUGGAUCAUGUUUUGUGAGUAUUCUGCAAGAUGAUCAAUCAUUUCUAAUAAAUUUUAUCUUGACCAACUAGUGAUGUCUUGUAAUAUGACUGGUACUUCAUGCCAAAUGGCUGUGCUGUCACAUGAACCAACGGAUCUUCUCUCUCUCGCACACUGAGGGAUUGUGGGUGAUUGACUCUCAACUGCAAGAUGUUAUAGAGGGAGAUAUCAUCUGCAAGGGAGACUGGUAGAAAGCUAGAGGAAACCUUUCAAGUGAAAUUAGGAAGGUGUGAAAUCUGGAAGACUGCAAAAUUUUGUAGAAAGCACCACCCUAAUAAAGCUGUAUCAGUGGGAAUAAUGAAUCUGUUAAUAACUGCAAUGAUGCAUUUCCUUGAAAUACUGAGAAGGAGGCAAAAGCAUGUGUCCUUCCAUAUGUUCUUUGUUAAAAGUACAUGAAAAAGAAGAUUCCAUUGAGCCAAUAGGUAUCAGUGAUUCUGUUAGUGAUAGUGGAAGACAUCGUGUACAUUAACUCUGUCUUUCCUCUGUCCCUCAUAACAGCCAUGAAGAUUCUGAAAGCUAUGUGCAUGUUAAUCUGUUUUCUGUUGUGCAUUUUGUGUAUAUUUUGUAUUAUACUAUUGUAAUAAUUUUCCUAUAAAUAUUUUUGAG
This is a messenger RNA of Cavia porcellus (domestic guinea pig), 5361 nucleotides long. Its product is annotated as zinc finger protein 491-like. Bases 1898 to 3028 code for a protein of 376 amino acids. Gene Ontology annotation, cellular component: nucleus. The transcript is spliced from 3 exons. Gene Ontology annotation, biological process: regulation of gene expression. NCBI's taxonomy places the organism in Eukaryota, Metazoa, Chordata, Mammalia, Rodentia, Caviidae. The record is from RefSeq and is a predicted model, not a curated record.